AUGGGGUUGAGGUCUGGUGUUGUAGACAGUGGGAGAAGGGAGAGAGACAGAGAUGGGGUUGACAGGUCUGGUGUUGUAGACAGUGGGAGAAGGGAGAGAGACAGAGAUGGGGUUGACAGGUCUGGUGUUGUAGACAGUGGGAGAAGGGAGAGAGACAGAGAUGGGGUCGACAGGUCUGGUGUUGUAGACAGUGGGAGAAGGGAGAGAGACAGAGAUGGGGUUGACAGGUUUGGUGUUGUAGACAGUGGGAGAAGGGAGAGAGACAGAGAUGGGGUAGAAAGGUCUGGUGUUGUAGACAGUGGGAGAAGGGAGAGAGACAGAUGGGAUGCUGAUGGGGAUGGUUACCUGAUGAUGAAGGACCUCCACGUCUUAAUGAAGAAAGUCAUAGACUACACGGGCUGGCAGGAGACAUCACCGGCCGCCACAGAACUGUACGAGGUCCAUGUGACAUUCUUCGAAGUUCUUCAUGAGAAAACUGGCGCCACGAAAGACCGAAUUGAGCUCAGUGAUUGGAUGGCGCUAUGGGAGCAUAUGCUACCCGGAUGUAUGGGAAUGCAUAAUUUCCCUAUCUGGCUCCGCCUACUUCCGAAGUCACUGUUCCGGGUGAUGGACACAAAUGAUGACGGGUAUCUGUACACUGAAGAGAUCCGGAAGUUUUACGAGUCGUUUGUGAAGAUUCCUCCACAGGAAGCUGGUGAUCUGGCAGAACAGGCAUUCAACGAAAUGACAGAUUUUGGACAGUAUCCCUUAACACUGGAAAGUUAUGAACAAAUUUUUGCCAAUUUCCUUUUGGGAAGGACAAAAUACGGGCCAGGUCGACAUAUAUUUGGUUGUUUCAAGCAUUCUGCUAAAGGGUAUACUCUUAUUUCUGGGCCACCGAAAGACGACGCCAUAAUUGAAGUCACACCGAAAAUUCCCGUUAGAAUCCCGCAUGCCAUUAGAACUCCGAUGCGAACUUUCCGGAGGGAAUAGUACUGAAAGUCACGUGAUAUCUACAUUGUCAUUGAGAGAAUGACAAGGCAGCAUUUAACUAUCAACAUUAAUUUCGAGAAUAAAGAACAACAGGAAAUACGUGUCUUAUAAAAACAAAUCUCUAACACAGAUACCUAUAUACUGAUUAACACUGUACUGACUACGUGUCUUAUACAGAAUAUCACUGAUUAACACUUUACUGACUACGUGUCUUAUACAGAAUAUCACUGAUUAACACUGUACUGACUACGUGUCUUAUACAGAAUAUCACUGAUUAACACUGU
Molecule: messenger RNA, 1256 nt
Organism: Ylistrum balloti
Lineage: Eukaryota; Metazoa; Mollusca; Bivalvia; Pectinida; Pectinidae
Exons: 5
Coding region: 1-972 (323 amino acids)
Source: RefSeq, a predicted model, not a curated record